UGUCAUGUGACCGGAUGUGCAACUUCAAAACAUUGAAUAAUGGUGCGAGCAACCGAUGGAGGGCUUUCUCACACUGAUUUCUGUGGCUUUUAGCUAACUUUUAUUGCUGGGAGUGAGAGAGAACUUUUUUCGCGCCAGGAGGUCUGUUUUUGUGGCUCCAACAUGGCGGGGUCGCUGCUGGAGUUUGAGACUGAGAUGUUUUUGAGUCUGUUCAGCUGUGACGGGCUGCUGGUGGUGGCGGAGGGGAUGGGGAUAGACCGCAUCCUGCUGCAGUUUAUGCGGGUUUACUCGGAGCAGGGAAGCCUGGUCCUGCUGCUCAACACAACCGCGCCUGAACAGGAGUAUUUCACGGAGCAGUUGCGAGUGGAGGGUGUGACCCACCUGCCCAGGACAGUCACCAGCGAUGUCCAGAGCACUGAGCGCUAUAAUGUUUACACGGAGGGAGGAGUGCUGUUUGUCACCAGCAGAAUCCUGGUGGUUGACUUCCUCACUGACCGCAUUCCUGCUCAUCUCAUAUCAGGCAUCCUGGUGUACCGUGCUCAUAAAAUCAUUGAGUCGUGUCAGGAGGCCUUCAUCCUUCGUCUGUUUAGACAAAAGAACAAGACAGGCUUCAUUAAGGCCUUCACUGACAAGGCCACGGCCUUCUCCUUGGGCUUCUGCCAGGUGGAACGUGUGAUGAGGAACCUCUUCGUCAAGAAGCUCUACCUGUGGCCCAGGUUUCAAGCAUCAGUAAACACAGCACUGGACAGGCACAAGCCGGAGGUGGUGGAGCUCCAUGUGUCAUUGACGCCGGCUAUGAGGGCCAUCCAGAGCUCCAUCCUGGAUAUCAUGAGUGCCUGUCUGAAGGAGCUGAAACGCUACAACCCCACCCUGGAGGCUGAGGACCUCUCCCUGGAGAACACACUAGGCAAUGCCUUUGACAAGACCAUCCGUCACUACCUGGACCCCUUGUGGCACCAGCUGGGAGCAAAGACCAAGGCCCUGGUCCAGGACCUGAAAGUGCUGAGGGUUCUCCUGCUCUACCUCACCCAAUACGAUUGUGUGACCUUCCUCAAUCUGCUAGAGUCGCUGCGCUCCAGCCAAAAGAUCUUUGGAUCCAAUUCAGGGUGGUUGUUCCUCGACUCCAGUACCUCCAUGUUUGUGAAUGCCAGGGGUAGAGUGUACCGCAUCCCUGAGAGCAAGAAGAAACUCAAAGUGGGAGCAGAGGCAGAGAAACAGAUAUCAUCCUCUGCCUUAGAGGUGAAGCGGGAACUGGUGCUGGAGAAGAGCCCAAAGUGGGAGGCUCUGACUGAGGUACUGCAGGAGAUUGAGAGGGAGAACAAGAGCUCUCAACAUGUACCAGGUCGUGUGCUGAUCUGUGCCAGUGAUGACAGGACUUGUGCCCAGCUGCAACAGUACAUCAGGCACGGCUCUGACUGGCUGCUUAAUCGACUGUAUGCCCGCACAAUCGGUAAACGGGACUCUGCUGCAGCCGCUGCCUUUGAACUUGACUCGCACAAAAAGGGCAAUGGCUGGCCUAAAAAAGGAGCCAAGGGGAAGGAGCCUGCACAGAAAAAAAACACAAAGUCCGCGAAGAGUAAAAAAAGGCUAUCCCUGACCCUGACCCAGAUGGUGGGGAAGGAGGAGACAGAUGAAGCAGCGGUGAUGGGCAGCAGUGGAGAUGAGGAUGACCUGAUGGAGGAGGAAGGGGAGGAAGAACAGCUGAAGCUGGAUUUGUCAUCGGAUGCCUACUAUGGUGUCCUAAAAGAGCCACUGACUGUCAUUCACCCACUGAAAGGCCUCACCGACCCCCACAGCUUGACGCGGGUGCUGCAUGAGGUGGAGCCCAGUUUCGUGGUGCUUUACGACGCUGAACUCAGUUUCGUCCGCCAGCUGGAGAUCUACAAAGCUAGCCGGCCUGGAAAGCCUCUUAGGGUGUAUUUCCUCAUCUAUGGAGGCUCGACAGAAGAACAGAAGUACCUGACGGCGCUGUCUAAGGAAAAGAAAGCCUUUGAACACCUGAUCAGGGAAAAGGCUACUAUGGUCAUCCCAGAGGAGAGGGAGGGGCGAGAAGACACCAACCUGGACCUUGCUAGAAAUUUAGAGCCCGCCAAUUCCACCACCAACACCCGCAAAGCCGGAGGCCAGGAGCAGCCCAAAGAGCCCUCACGAGUCAUUGUGGACAUGCGUGAGUUCCGCAGCGAACUGCCCUCCUUGCUGCACCGCCGUGGGCUGGACAUCGAGCCUGUCACCCUAGAAGUCGGUGACUACAUCCUGACCCCAGACACAUGCGUCGAGCGCAAGAGCAUCAGUGAUCUGAUUGGCUCGUUGCAGAGCGGCCGCCUCUACACCCAGUGUCUCUCCAUGACCCGCUACUACAGGAAACCAGUGCUUCUCAUUGAGUUUGACCCAGCAAAACCGUUUUCCUUAAUAGCCCGAUCAGAUUUCCGUCAUGAGAUAUCGUCUAAUGAUAUUUCUUCAAAACUCACCUUACUCACCUUGCAUUUCCCCCGGCUCCGUAUACUCUGGUGCCCCUCCCCACACGCCACAGCUGACCUCUUCCUGGAUCUAAAGCAAGGUCGCUCUGAACCCGAUGCAGCAGCAGCUCAGGCAGUCACAGCCGAGUCAGACAUGGUGGCAGAAUCAGCAGACCUUUACAACCCCGGACCUUAUGACUUUCUGUUGAAAAUGCCUGGGGUCAAUACAAAAAACUAUAGGGCUCUUAUAAAAAAUGCCGACAGCCUGGCAGAUUUAGCCAGACUCAGCCAGGACAAGCUAGCAGAAAUACUCGAGAAUGCUAACAGCGCUAAGUUGCUGUAUGAGUUUCUGCAUAAUGUUGCUGAUGUCCCUGCUCCUGCGCAGAAGGCCAAACUGACAUGAUGGGUAGUAAAGCAUCUGACUUAUUAUAUAUUUUCCUGGCAUCAGGAUUAGUUUUGCAUUGUAAAGCUGGAUGGAAAUGGCGUCGGUGUAAAAUGAUGUAGACUGAAUUCACACCUUAAAUUUGAACAGUAUGAGUCCUUGUCAUCAACAGUGAAAUGUGUUUUAUAUUAAUGUACAGAAUGAACUGAAAUAAUACAGGCUGUUCUAUUGUAUUUUGUCAACUAAUCUGCAAAUGGAACAUUUCUUAGAUUUUUAAAAAUAACUUGGCAAAAAAAAUUACAUUCUGAAAAAAUAAUUAUAAAAUAUUUAAGGAAUUUGUUUUGUAUAACCUUUGUUUCAAAAUAAAGCUUUCAAGAAUAACAUUUUUUUUAUAACUCUUAAAGGGUACAGCAUACUCUUAAAAAUAUACAUUUAACAUAAUUUGUUUUAAAAUAUUCAAGUUUUGAUGCCAUUUUAUUUGCCUUGGAAAGGGAUUGCAGAGAGAAUAGACGGCUCUGCUCAAUUGUUAGUAAUGUUAAGUUUAAAAUCGGCCAGUGGGAUGAGACAUUUAAGUUUUAAAAUCCUCUGUAAUUCAUUCCAUUUAGAGAAGAGGAAGGCAGUCUUCCCAAGUUCAGUAUUUACCAGAGGGGUAACUAGUGUCCAACAGUCCUGAGAUCUGGUUUGGUGAGCAUUGGUUUUAAAUUUAAAUCAGAAUGUAGUUCUCUUCGUGUUGCUAGUGACGACCAGCCUACUUUUUCCAUGUAGUACACAGUGAUGGGUACAAUAUUUAUCUCCUGUAAUGAAACACAAAGCACAAUGAUAAGUUGCAUCAAGUUGUUUUAGAGAAAGCAGAGGAUAAAGGAUAUAUCCACAGUCAAGCACAGACAAGAUGAAUGACUGUACAAUAAUUUCCCUGUCCUUAAGGCAGAAACAUGCUAUAUUGCGAUAUAAGAAACUUUUAUCUUUAGUUUCUGUGCCAGUUGCUCCAUGUGGUGUUUAAAAGUGAGACUGCUGUCUAGCCAAAUUCCAUUUAAAUUUCAGUACCGUUAAGUGUAUGGAUGGCAGGAAGAUGCGAUAUGGAAUUAUGGGUUCUUGAGAAUAAAACACAUUUUGUCUUGUCAGAAUUUA
Siniperca chuatsi (mandarin fish) is the source of this 3966-nucleotide messenger RNA. It is a transcript of the gene ercc4, whose product is annotated as excision repair cross-complementation group 4. Lineage: Eukaryota; Metazoa; Chordata; Actinopteri; Centrarchiformes; Sinipercidae. The transcript is spliced from 10 exons. Gene Ontology annotation, cellular component: nucleotide-excision repair factor 1 complex. The coding region runs from base 163 to 2859 and encodes 898 amino acids. The record is from RefSeq and is a predicted model, not a curated record. Gene Ontology annotation, molecular function: damaged DNA binding; single-stranded DNA endonuclease activity; single-stranded DNA binding. Gene Ontology annotation, biological process: double-strand break repair via homologous recombination; resolution of meiotic recombination intermediates; nucleotide-excision repair involved in interstrand cross-link repair.